Vespa velutina is the source of this 2347-nucleotide messenger RNA. Its product is annotated as tubulin gamma-1 chain-like. NCBI's taxonomy places the organism in Eukaryota, Metazoa, Arthropoda, Insecta, Hymenoptera, Vespidae. The transcript has 10 exons. Gene Ontology annotation, cellular component: spindle; centrosome; nucleus. The record is from RefSeq and is a predicted model, not a curated record. Gene Ontology annotation, biological process: cytoplasmic microtubule organization; mitotic cell cycle; mitotic spindle organization. The coding region runs from base 453 to 1811 and encodes 452 amino acids. Gene Ontology annotation, molecular function: GTP binding; structural constituent of cytoskeleton.
AGAACUUUGUACAUGAAGCAAUAAUUGUGAUAUAUUUAUGUAACUAUAUUUAGUAUACAGUAGGUAUAAUCAGACUAUGAUUUCCAGCAGUUGUGGCUGUGGUCUCUAGAACAGUCGAAGAAAGAAUGUAUGAUUUUCUUUGUGUUCUUGGCGUCUUUUUCGUCUCCGAAAAGACUUUCGUUCUCUCAUUUUCAGGAUCUUUGUUGUCUUUUACUUUGGUUAGUUUCUCGUGUGUACAUUUGGUGGCGCCAAGGUGUGUUAGUUAUAUGUCUUGCCGAAAGAGGCGUAAUAGUCGCGACGAGAUCGCCAUAAAAGGUUGCUCCGACCGUUUGCUUCCUAAGAUAGCACUGGCAAUAAUAAGAAUGACAACGUAUAUAUAAUAUAUGCAAUAUUACAAGAUUCAAAUAUAUUUUGACGUAUUGUGAUAGAAAGUUAAUUAUUGUAAUAUUAAAAUGCCAUGUGAAAUGAUAACACUACAACUUGGCCAAUGUGGCAAUCAAAUUGGUUUUGAAUUUUGGAAAAGAUUAUGUGCAGAACAUGGUAUCAGCCCAGAAGGGAUUUUAGAAGAUUAUGCCAUAGAUGGAACUGACCGAAAAGAUGUCUUUUUUUAUCAAUCAGAUGAUGAACAUUAUAUACCAAGAGCCGUUUUAUUAGAUUUAGAACCUAGAGUAAUUCAUACCAUCAUGAAUUCUCCAUAUUCAAAACUCUAUAAUCCAGAAAAUAUAUAUUUAUCGAAACAUGGUGGUGGAGCUGGCAAUAAUUGGGCCUCUGGCUAUCAUCAAGGAGAAAAAUUACAAGAAGAAAUUUUUGAUAUUUUAGAUCGGGAAGCAGAUGGAAGUGAUAGUUUAGAAGGUUUUGUCUUGUGUCAUUCUAUAGCAGGUGGUACUGGUUCUGGUAUGGGAUCUUUUAUGUUGGAAUCUCUUGCAGACCGAUUUCCAAAAAAGUUGAUUGAAACGUAUAGUGUUUUUCCAAAUCAGGAUGAAAUAAGCGAUGUUGUGGUACAACCAUACAAUUCUUUACUAACGUUAAAAAGACUAACUCAUUGUGCAGAUUGCGUUGUUGUCUUAGACAAUACAGCUUUGAAUAGAAUUGCAUCGGACAGACUACAUAUACAAAAUCCUACUUUCACACAAAUUAAUAAACUUGUCUCUACAAUAAUGUCUGUCAGCACCACAACUCUUAGAUAUCCUUCAUAUAUGAAUAAUGAUUUAGUUAGUUUAAUUGCUCCAUUGAUACCUACACCACGUCUACACUUUUUAAUGACAGGAUAUACACCUAUUACUACAGAUCAAGAGGGUGCAUCAGUAAGGAAAACAUCUGUUUUGGAUGUAAUGCGACGUUUACUGCAACCAAAAAAUAUGAUGGUUUCUGCUGCAUUGGAUAGAAAUGCUUCUCAUUGUUACAUAUCUAUUUUGAACAUUAUACAGGGCGAAGUCGAUCCCACACAAGUACAUAAAUCUUUACAAAGAAUACGAGAACGGAAGUUAGCGCAAUUUAUACCCUGGGGACCUGCUAGUAUACAAGUUGCUCUUUCUAGAAAAUCUCCGUAUAUUCAAAGUACACAUCGUGUAUCAGGUUUAAUGCUGGCCAAUCAUACUAACAUAUCAUCACUCUUUGAUCGAGCCCUACAACAAUAUGAUAAAUUACGCAAACGAGAGGCAUUCUUAGAACAGUUUCGAAAAGAAAAAAUGUUUGAGGAUAAUCUUGAUGAGCUUGAUAGUUCAAGAGCUGUAGUUGAAUAUUUAGUAAAAGAAUAUCAAGCUGCAACUAAACUUGAUUACUUAACAUGGAAUCCAACUAAAGAACAAUAAAAAUAUAUGAGCUGUUUAACAUGUAGUGUAUUUCACACUACCAGUUUUUCUUUUUGAUAAUUUUAUAUUUAUACAAUGUUCUGCAUGUGUUUUUGUGCCAUACACUAUUUCAUUGCAAAUUUUAAUACAGUUGUUCCAAGAUCAUUAAUUACCUAGCAAAGUAUUAAUAUAGUUUUAUAUUAUAUAUAUGAACUAGCUAGUUUAAGUUCUCUAUAUUUUCUAUGCAACUUGUUGUAAUAAUAGAAAAUAAUAUCGUGUUAAUAAAUAUAAUUGUAUGAAAAUUUUACAAUUUAAAAAGGAUGAAGUAUUUGGUUUAAUAUAAUAAUAAGUGAUUUAAAUCGUUUUAUGAAAUAAACAAUUUACUUAUUAAAAUAAAAACAUGUUUUAUAAUCAAGAUUACAUAAUGGAAGAGCUGAAAUAAUAUUAACAAUGAUAUAAUUUAUUUUACAAUGUUAAACAAUAUCUUUAUAUUUUAUAUACUCUGCAACAUAAAAUAACAAAAGAGAAUAUAUAAAUUUAUCUAAUUUUAAUGCCAU